This is a messenger RNA of Zingiber officinale, 2130 nucleotides long. RefSeq names its product F-box/kelch-repeat protein SKIP11-like. The record is from RefSeq and is a predicted model, not a curated record. NCBI's taxonomy places the organism in Eukaryota, Viridiplantae, Streptophyta, Magnoliopsida, Zingiberales, Zingiberaceae. Gene Ontology annotation, molecular function: protein binding. Gene Ontology annotation, cellular component: nucleus. Bases 454 to 1761 code for a protein of 435 amino acids. The transcript is spliced from 2 exons.
AGAGAAAAGAGCAGGAGGAGAAGGGGAGGACGAAUGGAAACUGAAAGAAACUGAAAAUAAAAAUAAAAAGUAAAGAAAAAGGCGAGAGAAAGAAGAAUAAAAGGGAGGCGCGAGGCGGCCAAAAAAAGCAAAGAAAUCAUCUGCUCGCGUAGCUCGAAGUGGAUGGAUGCGACCGUGAUUUGGGCACACUCGCCGACAAGAUCGCGGUGACGAAUCUAAUCGAAGAAGUGGAAGAUAACUCACUCUUAGGAGGAGGAGGAGGAGGAGGAAGAGGAAUAUGAGCUGCGGUGCGAGGGAAAAGUGAAGAGGACUGAUCAUUCCUAGUUCAAGCGCAUAUUUUGAUGUCCCCUUCCGCUUGAUCCUCGAUUAAUCCUCCUCAUCAAAUUGUGAAUUCCUAAAUUUGAGAAGCUCAUAGAUUGUUGUUCUGCCGGAAGGUCUGAAUUUUUCAUAGACAUGCUGGAAAAUGAGUCAUGUUUGAUCUCAAGAGCAUUGCCGAGCUCCUGCGAGGAAGAAUCAAAAUGGGCUUAUAUGACAUUCAACCUCUUGGAGAUUACGACCAACAAACGCCCCCAACUUGUCGAACCAUCAGGGCUAAGCCAAGAUGCUGCAGUAAAGAAACUUAAAUAUGAAGAUCAAUCAGAGCCUUCCUUGCAAGAAGAAACAACAUGCUCUUUGGAUAAAUCUGAUUGUUCAAAUGAUGAUGACAACCAACAUUGUUAUUCUAGCUCUCUUAUAAGCCAAAUUGGCCGCGACACGUCUAUAAAAUGUCUGCUCCACUGCUCUCGGUCACACUAUGGCGCCCUUGCAUCCCUCAAUCGGGCUUUUAAUUCCCUGAUUCGCUCGGGUGAACUCUACAAGUUACGACGGAAGGAUGGGAUUAUUGAGCACUGGGUGUAUUUCUCUUGUAACGUGCUUGAGUGGGAAGCAUUUGAUCCAUAUUGCAGGCGCUGGAUUACCCUUCCAAAAAUGCCUCAGAAUGAUUUCUUUAUGCACACUGAUAAAGAGUCUUUGGCUGUGGGAACUGAACUUCUUGUUUUUGGAAAGUACUUCACCUCUUACAUUUCUCAUAUAGUACUAAGAUACAGCCUUUUAACAAACUCUUGGUCCCAAAGUAUCGAAAUGAAUUGCCCGAGGUGCUUGUUUGGAUCUGCUAGUUUCGGGGAGAAAGCUAUUAUAGCUGGUGGCACAGACGCUCAAGGUACUAUAUUGAGUUCUGCAGAACUUUACAAUUCUGAGACUCAAUCUUGGGAAACUCUUCCUAGUAUGAACAAACCCAGAAAGAUGUGUUCAGGUGCCUUCAUGGACAAUAAGUUCUACGUCAUUGGUGGAAUGUCUAGCCCUACCGAAUUCUUGACGUGCGGUGAAGAAUAUGAUUUGAUCAAACAUACAUGGAGUGUCAUCCCAAAUAUGUCUGCAGGGCUCCAUGGGCCUAGUGGUGCACCUCCACUUCUUGCGGUAGUUAAUAAUGAACUAUAUGCAGCUGAUUAUGCAGAAAAGGAGGUCAAGAAAUAUGAUAAGAAGAAUAACUCUUGGAUCACUUUGGGAAGAUUGCCGGAAAGGCCAGAUUCAGUGAACGGUUGGGGCAUAGCUUUUCGGGCUUGUGGUGAUAGAAUUAUAGUUAUUGGUGGACAACGGGUUCUUGGAGGAGGGAUGAUUGAACUUAAUUCAUGGACACCGAGUGAUGGCCCCCCAAAUUGGAACAUGAUUGGCACCAAGCACUGUGGGAACUUCGUGUAUAAUUGCACUGUGAUGGGCUGCUGAGAUUUCUGGAAAAAUUGUUCUAUGUUUAUUCACCAAAUUGGCAUAAACUGUUGAUUCUACCAGCAUAAGCAUAAUCUCUGUUUUUCUUUUAACGUCUACACUCACCAUUUGGUAGACUCUUUCUAAGAAACUAUUAAAACUUAUCUUCAUUAUUCUCCAAUUACAAAAUCUUCCAGAUCCAAUUUAGACCAACUCUUUAAUUACCCUUUUUUUUACUCGAGAGUAUUCUUGGAGAUAAUGCAGUCAAACCAUUCAAAAUAAUCUAGUGAACCAAUCUGUUCUUAGGAUUUUUCAUAUGUUUAUUAUCUGUUUAUUGUGUUGUUUUAUCGUUGCAUUGUUAUUGAGUUACUUUGAUGAAAUAAAGUUGGU